Molecule: messenger RNA, 3272 nt
Organism: Papilio machaon (common yellow swallowtail)
Lineage: Eukaryota; Metazoa; Arthropoda; Insecta; Lepidoptera; Papilionidae
Gene: asl
Product: centrosomal protein of 152 kDa
Exons: 19
Coding region: 55-3261 (1068 amino acids)
Source: RefSeq, a predicted model, not a curated record
AAAGAUAAACUUGCAGAUAAAUCUAUGUUAAGAGGUGUUUUAUAUAUCUGAGAUAUGGAAGGUCCGGGUAUGAGUUUGUUUCAAGGCGCGGCAAGUAUACACAUAAACAACAGUGCUCAAGAUAGAUUGGAAGAGCAAGAGGAACUGGAAGACCAGAAACGUCGUAACGAGGAGUUAAAACACAAACUGGCCAAUGCUUUUGAUGAUUUAUAUGAUGAUGAUGAAGCAAGUUCAGUUAACAGCAGUGGUAAUUUCACAUUAGAUGCUACACAUACUAAUGGAGCUCAAGGUCAACCGAGGACAGGAUUGCCUCCCACAUAUAUUGAGUCUCUCAAUCAUCUCAAAGAAGCCACAAAUGACUCUCCGAAGGCUUACUGUGACACACCAAAGAGUCAUAUAACUCAUGCACACCAUGAGGAGGGAAUAAAAUCACCUUAUAGUCCUUAUGGUGGAGGAGAUGGACAAAAUCAUUUUUUUCAUCAAGAUUAUAGAGGUCACCACAACGGGAUAAAUAACUUUGAUGCUAGACAAGAGUACAUGAAUAAUGAACAACUUAAGGUUAUGUAUGAGAUGAGGCUGAAAGAAUGUCAACAGUUGGCGUCACAGAUAGAAAAGUCGGACACAGAGAUUGAGAGCCUGCGGGCUCGUCUGGCCGCAGCUGUCAAUGAUAAGGAUAAAGCAGAACUGUCUCUUCAAGAAGCUCAUCAUUUGCUUGCAUCAAGUAAGCACAAGUCAAUAGAACUAGAACAACAGAUGACAACACUCACACAGAAGUUAGUAGAAAAUGAACAAGAGAAGGAACAACUUAGAUUAGAGCUCAGGUCCGCUAAUAUCAGCUUACAAGAUGUCCAACAAAGACUACAUACUCUACAGGUAGCCCACACACAUGACACAGAUGCUUUAUUUAGGGAACAACAAGAUAGACAUCGAGAAGAAAUGGACAGACUGCAAAAUGAUUUGAUGAAAGCUAAAUCAAGACUUGAUGAAAAAGAAAAUGAAAUAAAAAUUCUCGAGAAACGUUGUAUGGAGAAAGACAGAGAGAAAGAAGAGAUAUUGAUAGAGAAGGGAGGGACAAUAAACAGAUUGGCCAGUGAAUUAGAAGCAGCACAGAGUAGACUGGUGAGUGGAGAAAGUGCGAGACUGAAGGAGAAAGUGCUUCAGCUAACAACAGAGAGGAAUACAGCAAGAGAACAAGUUAAGGAACUCGGUUCAAAAUUAGAGCUAACAGCGCACGAACUUGUACUUUGUCGUAACAAAUUAUCAAACAGUCAGAAGGAAUAUGAAAACUGGCGAACUACUCUUAACCAGAUUCUAAUGGAGUCUGUUCCUGAUAAUUCCUUGAAAAUAGGAGAACCACCAUCGCCGGGUAAACUGGCAACACUAAAAGAAAUUCUCAAUCGAUACAAGUUGCAAGUACAAAAGUUAUCAACAUUGCAAGAAGAAGUUGUUAAACGAGAUAAAAAACUCGAACAACAUCGUAAACAAGAAUCUGAGUUACGAUCAAAGAUAGAAGAACACAAAGGUAUAGAGAUGCAGCUUAACUCCAAGCUGGCCGUGCUACAGAACAAGCUGGAACUACUCGGCAACAGCUGUAACGAUGAGCUAUUGGACAACUACAAGCAGCACAAUGAACAGCUUAAAAAUGAACUGGAUGAAGUUAGAGCUGAACUUAAAUCUUUGGAUUUGAAAUAUACAGAACUAGAAAUGGAUUAUGAGAAAUUAAAAACUGAGAAAGGAAGUCGCGCCUCCAUCGUGCAAGAGGCGAAUGCGGAUCUGCUGCGAGAGUUGGAGAGAUGCAGCGGACAACUCAAAGAUACGCUAAAGGAAAAUGGAGAACUAAAGAAUCUAUAUUUACAGGUGUGUAGCGCACGAGAUGCUGUUUCUAGAGAAUUGAAGGACAAUCAAAUGAAAAUCCAAAAAGAGAGGGAGAUGUACAAAACGCAAGAGAGGGAGUACAUCGAGAGAAUAGAGAGACAGAAGCAGGAGUUGGUGAAGGCGGCAAAUGAUCUGACGAACGCUAGAGAAGAAUUAGACAGAGCUAAUAAAAGAAUAUCCGAAUUACAAAAAGAAUUUACUGAUAAACAAAAAGAAUUCACUGAAAAAUUAAAUAAAUAUUUAGAAGAUGAAAAGAGCGCAAUGCGAAAAGAAAUCCCUUGUCUUCAGUGUGAGAAACUUCUGAAGCAAAUCAAAUAUUUGGAGGAACAACUCAACAAAUGCACACUCAAAUUAUCAACACAAGAAAGCAGCGAGACACUAAUGAAGGAGCUGAAAGGCAAAGCGGAGUUCUUCCAGCAGUACAUUGUGGAGCGCUACAAGAGGCUGGUGGACCAGCGCUGUGUCGCCACCAACACUGACAACACCAUGACACCAGCCUCACCUGGAACACUGCAGCAGAAGCAAGACAGUGAUGAUGAUAUGGCGGCCAAGACAUCAGUUAUGAUGCGAGAAAAAGCCAUAAGGGAACAAUUAGCGGAAAAAUUUACAUUAGAAAUGAAAACAAUGGAAAUGAACUGCACGAGACGUAUUCAAGAGUUAGAAGCAGAACAAACAACAACUAUAAAUAAAUUAAAAGAAAUGUUAGAAAGGAAAGCGCAUGAAGUUGAAACAUUAAAAGAAUUCAUUUUAUCAGAACGUGCAAAAGUAACAGAGAUAUUAGAAGCGAAGGAGAAAGAGAUAUCAGUGUUGAUAAAAGAACAUAAUGAAUUAAUUAAUGAAUGUCAGAAAGCAAAAGAUAGUAGUAUCGAGUGGAGAUUGAAAGCGGAAAGAUAUAAAGAUAGAUUAACGAAAUUUGGUUCAUUAGAAGAUAUGUUAAAGAAGGAGAGAGAAGAUUGGAAGAAGAAGACUAACGUAUGUGCGUCAGAAUGGCAAGCGCUUAAAGUGAAAGUGACAGAAUUGCAGGAACAAUUAGCACAACAAGAACAAUCAUAUACCAAAUUACAAACUGAAUAUCAAAAUAUGCAGGACAAGUAUAAGAAUGCAAAGAAAACUGUUUACACUUAUAAGGAAUAUAUGGCAAAGAAAGACACCCACAUCAACAGUGAGAUAAACAGAAUACAAGAUGAAUACAGAAAGAUAUUUGUGAAGCUGCAGAACCAAAUAAACUAUCAGAUUAACUGCAGAGUACAAGAAGAUAGAAAUAGAGGGAAACGGACACCCGCAAAUCAAUAUCCCGAAUAUGACUGUACAGAAAUGAUAAAUAAAUUGAAUGAAGAUUUUUCUCGACUUGCUCAAGACAACUUCAAGGAUGGUCAAAGUAAGUGAAACAAACAGAU